AUGGGUCGUGCGUGGCUGUGGUUGGAGUCCAAGAGAGUCUCACCCAGCGAGUCUGUGAAGAGCAGCUGCCUGUCUCCCAGCAGCUCCUGGGACUCCAGCCUGGAGCAGGAGGUGGGGAGCUGGAGGACGAACAAAGAGGCUGCUGUGGAGGAACAAGAGGAAGAGGAUUGCAGGCUGGAGUCCAGGGAACCUCUGGUUUGGGAGGAUGGCAGUGAAGAGCUCCAGGAAGAGGCAGGGCAGUGUGAACAAGAUAGUCUUCUGCAGUUCCUCUUGGAGGUGACCCACCUCAUGGAACCUCUCUGCAUUAGUGGCACAGGUUCCACACACGAUCACUGGGCUUUCUCUGCCUUUGGGCAGCAAGAGGAAAGGGAGAUCCUGAGCUUCAAAGAAGAAAUGACAGGGCCUCCAGUUCCAAGUGGGGAAGAAAGGCAGCUGCCAGUCCUGAUGGAAGAGGCUGGGGACCUGCAAGUCCCAGGAAGAGAGGUCGGGAAGGCAAGGGUACCACAGGUCUCAGGAGAGCCACAGGUCCUGGGCUGGGAGGCUGGAGAACCUGAUGAACAGCAGAUUCUAGAAGCGGAAACAGGAGAGCUCCAGGUCCCAGGAGGGGAGGAAAGCAAUUCAGGAGCGCAGAGAGGGCUAAAUUUUCCAGUGGAGGAUGUGGAAGAAAUGGAGGAGGAAGAGAUCAGAACACUGCUGAUGGAUGAGACUUAUUCAGAUAUGAGUGCAUUGGAGGAGGCAUUCCCAGACAGUGUGAAGGGGGACGUUCUGGAGCAAUCCGAGAGCCGCUUGCUUGAGGAGGACGAGCUCUCUGCACAUGGUGACAGCAAGAGCUGCAGUGUGAGAGCAUCCCUGGCGGACUCCAGUCUCAUGAGCCCAGCCUCCUCGCCGUUGGUGCCGCUCAGCUGGGAUCGCCCACUGCGACAUUUGCUUUUCAAAAAGACACUGCUGUCCAUCUGGAAGAUGAUAGCCAGCCACAGGUGUGUGUCUGGGGCACGGCUCCGGGGCGGGGGGCCCCGGGGGGACCGCUCUCUGCGCAGGGUGCCGCUCAGCUGGGAUCGCCCACUGCGACAUUUGCUUUUCAAAAAGACACUGCUGUCCAUCUGGAAGAUGAUAGCCAGCCACAGGUACAGUGGCCCCUUCCUGAAGCCAGUCUCAGACAAGCAGGCUCCUGGAUACAAGGAUGUGGUGAGAAGACCCAUGGAUUUAACCAACAUAAAGAGGCGCCUGUCCAAGGGGCAGAUCCGGACCACAGCCCAGUUCCAGCGUGACCUCAUGCUGAUGUUCCAGAAUGCAUUGAUGUACAACAGCUCUGACCAUCACGUGCACCGCAUGGCUGUCGAAAUGCAGCGAGAGGUCCUGGAACAGCUUCAGCUGUUGGGCGAGGCCCUCCUCUGCUCAGAGGAGAGGCUGGGCUUUGGGAGGAGGUAGGGAGCCUGUGGUCAGAGCAGGGGCCCAGUUUGGAGGUGGGUAGUGCUUUCCUUCCUGCUCCGUCCCAGACCCUCUUCCCUUGCCCUAGCAACCGUUCCUUGCAGCCUUGGGAAUGGCAGCUAUUGCUCCUUGGUGCCAAGAGGCUGAAGUAAAACUACCCAUAAUUUAUUGAUUCCUGAGGCUUCCUCUGCACUGAAAAGAACACCCCCUUCUUUGGCUGGGGUGGGGGAACGCACUCUCUCAGCUGGAUGCCCCCUUUCUUGGCUGAGGCAGUGAUUUUCCCCAGUUGGAGAUCUUCCCCAGUCCAAUGAAGAAGGCUGCUGGCCUCAAAUAAAGGCUCCAUAUAGCCCUCGGUCCCAUACAGUUCCUGUACUUUGUCCCUAAUUAAUUUAGCACGGUGGAGAAUGACAGAGCAUGUAUUGAACACAAUGUCAGUCUGUGUAGUUGAAAGGACACUACAGAUAUUGGCAGAGGAAGAGCCCUACAGACUGUUUGUGAGAUGCAGGCUCUGAGUAAAGUAAUGUAAGCCUUUGAAAAGUGGCUGCCACAGCUCUUUGUUUCUACGCUGGCAUGAGGCCUGUCCAUGAGACCUUUAAGGAAAAUCUGUUUUCAUGUUGCUGUCGCCACUGAGCAGAGUUAAGGCUGUUGAGUGGUUUGUGGAGGUGCAAUCCAAGCGGUACUGUCCUGUUUGCAGUGUUCGGGUUGGGAUCGGUACAGCAGCUCGAGUGUUUUACGCUUGUAACCCGGGACAGCCGGCCUGGCUCUGGCUGCAAUAAAGCUUGGACCUCGA
Messenger RNA from Pelodiscus sinensis (Chinese soft-shelled turtle), 2218 nucleotides. NCBI's taxonomy places the organism in Eukaryota, Metazoa, Chordata, Testudines, Trionychidae. The record is from RefSeq and is a predicted model, not a curated record.